Metarhizium album ARSEF 1941 is the source of this 4071-nucleotide messenger RNA. Its product is annotated as ATPase-like, ATP-binding domain protein. Bases 1 to 4071 code for a protein of 1356 amino acids. Lineage: Eukaryota; Fungi; Ascomycota; Sordariomycetes; Hypocreales; Clavicipitaceae. The transcript has 4 exons. Gene Ontology annotation, biological process: phosphorylation; phosphorelay signal transduction system. The record is from RefSeq and is a predicted model, not a curated record. Gene Ontology annotation, molecular function: protein binding; phosphorelay sensor kinase activity.
AUGGCUUCCGAGAAUUUGAAUUUGGCAGAGGACGACCAAGCCUCACAACCACACGAGCUCGCAGGCCCUCGCAAUGACCGUGACCCAAAGCAACCUGCCUUGGAAGCACUGAACGCUACGCCGACUCAUCACGAUGAAACUCCUCGUCUGACCGAGGGCCACCGAUUCCUCCGGAACCCCCUCGGACUCGCACAUCAGGGGGAGCGAUUGAGAUCGCAAAGCCCUCUGCGGCUUCCUAUUCCCACCGUCACUCCCGGCCAAGUGGCAUUUUCCGCAAUGCAGUAUCUGCCGGUACCGGUCAUUGUCCUCAACAACCUGAAGACUGUGGUUUUAGCAAACGAGGCCAUGAGCCGCAUGAUGGGCUUAACAUCCGAGUCCACGCCACAAGAUGAUGCCGCCGCCGUGCUUGAGCGUCUUCGAGGUCAAACCUUGUCGCAAAUUGGAAUUGACAUGCUGCAGGAUGGUCGCCCGGUUUGGAUAACCUGGGAGUCUUUUCUGGAUAGUUUGGUGCGGGAGGUUGGUGUUCGUCCCCGAGCGUCGGAAGCACAGCAACCUCAAUUCCCUCAAGCAAACCCCGGUGGUGCUACUCCUACACUAGGUUCAUCGCCGGCUGUCCCCCAGCCUCGCCGUCGAUCCGUGGCUGUGCCUUCGCAGGAUGCCGUUCUCGAAGUCGUAGUCAGCAGAAAGGACAUGAAUAGGACCACCUACGACAGCCGGUACAAGGCCAAGGCAUCCGAAUACCAAGCCUUUGCUAAAAUGAUUGUGACUGUUUGGGAGAUUGAGGAUAAGCAAACCUUCUUCACCCUGACUUUCACGAACACCAACUCUGCCGCGUCCUCGCCGUCCAAUGCUAAGAAACUCGUCGCAAAGCCGAGUGUCCUGGAGGCUGCUGAUCGACGAACCAUUGCUGUCUCCUCCCCGUCGUCGGUUGCCUCAAGCCGCGACUCGAACUCGCCUUGCUUCUACAGCCCAGGCAUCGUCACCAUGUCAUCAAGCCCAUUUCCUCCCAUGGGCCCUCCGUCGCUUGCCUCGCAUUCAAGCACCCCAUCCCUAUUGCAAAAGAUAACCCUUAUGAAGGAUGCCCUGCUUGACAACACCCAGAUGCCCAUCCUGGCCAUAUGGAAAGAUGGUAGCGUCAUCUUCCCCAACAAAGCCGCGAGGCUGCUGUUGUCCUGGGAUGCGGAUCUAGAUAACUGUGCCGAUGGCCUCGAUCUUUUGGGAAAGUGGGAGGUAUGGGAUGAGACCUUUGCAAGAAAGUUGGACGUUUCUGAAUACCCAAUCUCUGUUCUCCUUCGCACAGAACGCCCAUUCACGACGAUGCGCGUUGGGCUGUUCGAUCGUGACGGCAAGAAGCUCGUGCACGAUGUGCUUGGCGAAGCAAUUCGUGACGAUGUCACUGGGGAAUUCUUAGCAGCGGUCGUCACGGGCCGAGACGUUACGGUUAUAACGGAGCAAAUCACUCAAAUCAAAGAGCGAGAUGACGAGCGCUUCAAGCUUAUUUGCGACACGAUGCCGCAGUUGGUUUGGACAGCAUCCCCAGAUGGGCUUUACGAUUUCUUCAACACGCGGUGGUAUUCGUAUACUGGCCUAGCGCCGGAGGAGUGUCUCGGUGUCGAAUGGCAGAUGCCCUUUCACCCUGAUGACAGACAGGAAGCACUAGCUCGAUGGGAGCGGUCGUUGGAGACUGGCGAACCGUUUGUCAUGGAAUAUCGUUGUCGAAGUAAAGAAGGCGAGUGGAGAUGGUUUUUGGGUCGCGCCUUGGCGGUGAGAAACAAAGACACUGGUGAUAUUGAGAAAUGGUUCGGCACAUGUACCGACGUUCACGAGAGCAUUGAAACCAAAUUCAAUGCCAAGCGAACUCGCCAACAGCUCCUUAGCGUCAUUGCCCACUCUCAGGUCACGAUCUUCACUGUCGACCCAAAUCGCCGCGUAAAUAUGCUCGAGGGGGCAUUGAUAUGGAACCACACAUAUGAAGACUUUCACGACGCGAGUCGGUGGUAUAUCGGACAGAACAUGUACACCGUCUUCAAUCGACUUGUAGAUAAGCUUCCGGAAGGCGAGCAACUUGACUUUCUGCAGCCCAUCGAGGACAUACUGCAAGGACGCACCACCGAAGACGUCAAAGAACACGGCCUAGAUGACCGCUGGUACCGAACUCGGUUUCUUCCGAUGUAUGGCAAAAAGACUAAUGACGGCAAGACGACAAGUGAUAGUACCAUAGAAGGGGUCAUUGGUGUUAUUAUGGACGUUACAGAACUGCGCGACCGGGAAGAGGCCUUGUUGAAACAGUCCCGGGAGAAGCGAAAAGCGGUGGCGAAUGAGGCCGCCGCGAAGGAAGCCAACCGAUUGAAGAGUCAAUUUCUAGCCAACAUGUCCCACGAAAUCCGGACCCCAAUUACAGGCGUUCUUGGCAUGGCGGAGCUGCUAAGCGACAUGGACUUGGAUGAGGAGCAACAGGACUAUCUCGACAAUAUUCAGAGCUCAGCCACGUCUCUGUUAACGGUCAUCAACGAUAUUCUCGACUUUUCCAAAGUGGAGUCUGGUCGGAUGGAUGUCGAGGAAGUCCAAUUCUCCCUGUCUCUGGUCGUCAAGGAAGUUGUGCGAAUGCUCAGGUUUGCCGUGGAGCGAAAGAAUCUCGAUUUCCAGUCGGACAUUGGGAGCGAUAUCGAAAAUGACAUGGUUGUUAUUGGUGACCCCGGACGCGUACGGCAAAUCAUCACAAACCUACUGACCAACAGUAUCAAAUUCACAAACCAAGGUUAUGUGAGAUUUUCCGUCACCACGGAGUCUGAGACGGCCGACUCGAUCAACAUCAAGUUCGUCGUUGAAGAUACCGGCAUUGGGAUUCAAGAAAACGUGCGCAGGAGGCUUUUCCAGCCUUUCAGCCAAGGUGAUGCUUCCACGGCUCGACGAUUUGGUGGCACCGGACUGGGUCUCACGAUCUGCAAGAACCUCUUGGACUUGAUGAAUGGACGGAUCUUAUUGGAAUCAAGCGUUGGUGGCGGAACAAAGGCUGCAUUUUGGAUUCCGUUCAACAAGCCUCACGGGCCGAGACAAACUCACCCAGUCCAGAGCGGGGCCAUUCCAGAUCGAUUGCAAUCUGAUCUGAGCUUGUCAUGUAACAGCUCCGAAUAUGACCAGGUUGCGGGCACAUCUACGGGCUCUGAAGGCGCGGGAAUCUCUUCUUCCAUACCUCGUCGAGGCCUCUCCGUACGCACGCCUCCCUGCGUCGACCAAGACAUGCCUCGAACCGAGCGUGCAAAGACGCAUAUUCUGGUCGUUGAAGACAAUCCCGUAAAUCAAAUGAUUGCCAUCAAGACAAUACAGAAACUUGGGUUUCAGGUCACUGCGGCGUGGAAUGGCAAAGAGGCCCUGGAGUACCUCAUGGCCACUUCUCGAGGCCAAAACAUCAAGCCAGACAUGAUACUCAUGGAUGUGCAAAUGCCAAUCAUCGACGGAUACAAGUGCACGCACCUCUUGCGACACCACACUCCAUACAAUACGUUGCUGCAGGAUGUCCCAAUUGUGGCCAUGACAGCGUCUGCCAUCCAUGGCGACCGCGAGAAGUGCAAUAGAGCCGGCAUGGACGACUACCUGGCUAAGCCGGUAACCAUGAAAAUACUUGAGAGGAUGCUCAUACGGUGGUGUCUGUCGCGACGCGAAGUAUCGGCAGCCGUAGAGUCUUCAGAGUGCUCCCAGAUCAGCGAACAUUGCGACAAUGCAGGGGUUCCUCACGUUGGACUUGGAGAACAAGCAACCGAGUCCGAGAGAAGGGCUCGAGACGAACGUCAUGGCAGUCCCAUUACGCCAAGACCUUUGAACGCAGCAAACGGCCAAGCUGAACCAUCGCCAUUCGAUUCUCCUGCCGCACCUAGGUUGAACGUACAGCUGAGACACCAGGAAGGCGACAAGGAAUUGUCCAGCAUGCUCCAAGAGAAUAAGUUGAUUGACGCCGCGGGUGGUCCAUGCUUCUACCGCACUCCGUCCUUUCCGGGAUCCAGCUCUGGAGAGGCGUUGACAGAGGAGAACAUGAAGAGGCUGAAAAGCGAGACAAGCCGUCUGGGCAGAUAG